Molecule: messenger RNA, 3009 nt
Organism: Hypomesus transpacificus
Lineage: Eukaryota; Metazoa; Chordata; Actinopteri; Osmeriformes; Osmeridae
Gene: cux1a
Product: cut-like homeobox 1a
Exons: 2
Coding region: 415-1158 (247 amino acids)
Biological process (GO): regulation of DNA-templated transcription
Molecular function (GO): DNA-binding transcription factor activity, RNA polymerase II-specific; DNA binding
Source: RefSeq, a predicted model, not a curated record
ACUCAUUGUUCUGCACGUUAACCUCACCACCCUCUGCGAGAAUGCUGCCGCUGAAUAAACCAUGCCUGAGAUCAUACUGCCACCUGCUGGGGGGUCCCUCUCAGAGAGCUGGUUGGCUGCUCUACACACGGAUGGCUUCUCAGGGUAGCAUGCAAAGCCAUUCAUAUGGCUGAAUAUUUGCAUAGAGCUAAUGCCCUGUAGAUGUUCUUGUGUUAUUUGAUAGUAGCAGACAAGCUGUCCCGCCGUCUGUUCGUCUGUGAGGGAACCGUUUGGUCGAAUGUUUGUCUCAAAAUCCCCAAUAAACUCCUUAAAAACUUGAAACGAGAACCCCUUACAACCGCAUCCCCUCAACUUUGAAGCGGCAGUCGCAGUCAACCCUUCCUCCUCCUGUCCCCGCCUCUCUCCUCAGCCUACAUGAAACGGCGCCACAGCUCGGUGAGCGAGAGCCAGGGCGGCGACGGGGGCCUGUCGGGGGGCGACUUCAGCCAGGGCGGCAGCCCCCAGCACGGGGCCCACCUCCACCCCCAGCAGCAGCCGCAGCAGCAGCAGCCGCCCCAGCAGCACCUGAAGAAGCCCCGCGUGGUGCUGGCCCCCGAGGAGAAGGAGGCGCUGAAGAGGGCCUACCAGCAGAAGCCAUACCCCUCCCCCAAGACCAUCGAGGAGCUCGCUUCCCAGCUCAACCUCAAGACCAGCACCGUCAUCAACUGGUUCCACAACUACAGGUCUCGCAUCCGACGGGAGCUGUUCAUCGAGGAGAUCCAGGCGGCGGCCGGCGAGGGCGGCUCUCCGUCCACCAGGGCGGGCAAGGCCAGCGAGGGCGACAGCUGCGACGGUACGGAGUCGGACGGCACGGUGGAGGGCCGCCCCGGCCCGGAGCACGCGGGGGGCGGCGGUGGGGGAGGAGCCUCCGAGGGGGAGGGCGGGCCCGACCACAGAGACGACGGCGGCGCGGCCGGCGCCGCAGGUACCAGCGGCCACCACAAGGGCGGCGCCCUGGACAGCCUGUUCAGCUUCCCGGACGGCGGCCAUGUCUCCGCCGCCGCCCGCAAUCCCCGAGACAGCAGCCUGCGCAAGAAGAAAGCGGCCAACCUGAAUAAUAUCAUCCACCGCCUGGAGAAGGCCGCCAGCAAAGAUGAGCCCCAUGAAUGGGAGUUCUAAUACAGGCCCUCACAGCCCAUACACCUGGGAAGAAAGAGUUGCUAUUUUUCUAGUGCCCUGACUGCACAGUCCAAGGCCAAGCCUGGUGCAGCGCUGCCAGAUGAGAACUGGCGUCUUUUAAGACUUUUUUCAUAUCAAAGAGGGUGUCAAGAUUUUUGGGGGGAGUUGAAACAAACCGACGACAACAACCUGGUUUUGUUUCGGAUUAAUCAAAAGCACUUAAGACAGCCCUGCUGGCCACAGGGCCUGAACACCACCGGCCAAAGGUGCGAAAGAGACGAGAGAGAAUGCGCUACUCACAAAGAAGCGGCACUUCACAGGAGAAAACUGUCUAGAAAAGCAAUUUUGUGUUUUAUUUGUGUUUGUGUGUGUGUGCGUGUGUGUUUGUGUGUGUUUCCCUUUGAGAGAUUUAUCGCCACCUCAAAGUUUUUUUAACCUUGUUCGCUCAGUGAGUUUUCACCACAUCAAGCAGACUAAACUGUUACAAUGUUCCUCACCCUUUUUUUCCCUGUUUUCUAUGGGGUUCUACUCCAUUGCAGUUGUUUGACGUCUUCUGUAAGGACUGUCCGAGAGAAGUUGCAUCAAAAAGCCAAGCGCUCAGGAACUAGCGCUUGCAAGACAGAGGAACGUACGUUGAACCCAACCUUCCCUUCUGAGCCCCAAAAGUCACCAUCUAAUGGUGAUGGAACUCUUAAUACGCUAUGAACUACAAGGAAUCUACUUUUUUUUCUCAAAUUCUUUUCUCCUAUGGGAAAGAAAAAAACAUCACCUUUUAUAGCAAUUUGGUUGCCACUAAGAGAUUGCACAGUCGGUCGACUCUAAACAAUGCUAGUUUUGAUUCCUGAAUAUUUGGAAAAAAGUGAAAAUACUAAUUAUCAGUUGUUUGAGAAAAAUGGUGAAGAAAUAUCACUUUAAUUCACAAUUUUCUGCGUUCACCAUAGAGAUGCAACGGUCAUGUCGGGAAAAAGGUAAAAAUCUGAAAAAAUUUGUGGUAGCUGACUUAGUGUUUUCUCGUGAGUGAUCUAGAAGCUCUUUGAAAAGUAGUGCACAUUUCUUUCAUAGCUUUAACUGACUUCUGGAGACGCCAUUUUGGUGACUCCAGCAGUGUUUGUUUAAUACACUCCAUUUUAGGCCAAAAUCAGGUUUGAGAAAAAAAAAAAAAAAGACAAAGACAAAAAACAAAGGUAUACAAGUUUGUGGAAAAAAGAGAACUCGUGUUCAGUCAAGAUAUUUUUGAAAAGAAAAUAACAGAAUCUGCUUUUUAACCUCUUUAACCACAUAAACCACACUAUUGAGACCUCAGAACUGGGGGCGGGCAGUGGAGCCGAUGGCCACUGCGCUUCACAGACUGGCCCUCGGAGGAGAGGCUUGCGUUUCAUUGGGUGAAAAAGCCAGGAGAUGCACAGCUCACUUUACUGUAUAUUCCAAGCUUCAGGCUCUCUAUCUCUCCACUCUUUACCGGCAGUUGUGUGUAUAUAUGUACAUUGUAAAAACAAAAGACAAGAAAAGCGAGGAAGUCUGAAGGGAUCCCAGGAGUCCUUGUGUGCGGCGCACUGAGAUGGAGGCCGACAGAUGACCUCGCUCUGGGCGUCCACAGGCAAGAUGGGACUGACCACGGACAAGCCUAUCAAACGUCACUCCGUUAAAGCCCUCUGACAUAUAUUCUCCUGGUGCGGCCAUUUUGCGUCGCUUCGAUGUCAAGAGAUCAAGUGUACCAAACUGUGCCAAGCAAUAUUAGUACAAUGUUCGAUCCUGACAUGAACGAUCGGUACCAAAACUAACAUCCAAAGUACUGGUGCGGCAUCUCCGAGCAGUCAUCAUUUGCAAGCUUCCGUGACUACCUUGUGUGAC